GUAAUUAAAAUGUGCUCGCACCGUUUUGUAGAGGGUCUGCGCGAGGGAUUCUUCAUUCAUAAAACAUGCGCAGAACACUGCAUUGCUACAAAAUCAACUUCAGACUGUUUUAGCUCCGGUUAGAAACUACAUAUAUAUUUUUGCACGGCUUUUUCCCUGAGUAAAUGUCGUUUAUUUGUGUUAAUAUGUGAAUAUAUUUAGUGAAUAUAAAGUGGAAAUGUUCAUAUGAUUAAAAUUAGUUUAUGAGGUAGCAGACAAACGCAUAUCAUGGACAACGAGCAGCCUCACCAGGAAUUGGUGAAAUGCGUGGUGGUCGGCGAUACGGCUGUGGGCAAGACGCGGCUGAUCUGCGCCCGCGCAUGCAACAAACACGUGUCUCUGUCGCAGCUCAUGACCACGCACGUCCCCACUGUGUGGGCCAUAGAUCAAUAUAGGAUUUACAAAGAUGUCCUUGAACGAUCUUGGGAAGUGGUUGAUGGUGUGAACGUGUCACUAAGGUUGUGGGACACUUUUGGUGAUCAUGAAAAGGACAGAAGAUUUGCUUAUGGAAGAUCGGAUGUUGUUUUAUUGUGUUUUUCUAUUACCAAUCCGAUAUCGUUAAGAAAUUGUGGUGCCAUGUGGUAUCCCGAAAUCAGGCGAUUCUGUCCAAACACUCCAGUGCUACUUGUCGGAUGUAAGAAUGACCUCCGCUAUAUGUACAGAGAUGAGACAUAUUUGAACUACUGCAAAGAUCGCAGUCCAUUUAUCAGGGCUCCAAGAAAAAGCGACUUGGUAAUGCCAGAUCAAGGGCGGGCGUUAGCGCACGAGUUCGGUAUAUACUACUAUGAGACAUCAGUGUUCACAUACUACGGUGUUAACGAAGUGUUUGAGAAUGCGAUCCGCGCGGCCCUUAUAGCUCGCAGGCAGCAGAGGUUUUGGAUGACUAACUUGAAGCGAGUGCAGCGGCCGUUGUUGCAGGCCCCUUUCAGACCCCCGAGACCUAUGGAACCAGAAGUGGUGACAGUGAACAGCGUUUAUUUAGAAAAUAUGACGACAUUACUACGUCAACAGUAUUUCUCUGAUAUGGUGAUAAUCUGUGGUGCGAAAGGUUUCCCAGUGCACAGGUUCAUGUUGGCGGCGGCGUGUGAGGCUUUCCAUCGUCUGCUUACUACAGAUUGUGUCAGUUUGUCAGCCGAGCUGGCUCGUAGCUCCAGCGAGAGUAGUAUGGUUAGCAGUAUGGGUGAAGCGACAACAGGUGAUUUUAAUGAAGACACCGAAUAUUUGAUUAGACAGGACCAAGCGAAGCAGAUGAGAGUAUGGGAUCAGAUAAAGCGACGCUCCUCCUGUCAGAUCUUACCACUCAGUGACAGUUGCAAGAAGCCACCCGAUCUAUACAGAGAAGUGAACCAUCCCGCAAUUAACUCUAUUAGAGUUGUUAAGUGCGACAAAAUACAACACGCGACCUCACAAACUCAAACUAUAGUAACAAUGAGCAAGUUAAUAUCACAAAAUGUGAUGCAAGAAAUUAUUAACUUUAUUUACACGGGGACUUUGGACAGUAGUGCAUUUAAACAACAGUCCGCUGCGAUUGGAUUACUACUGGAGAUUCGUCAAGCGGCAGAACUCCUCGGCUUCCAUGAGCUGAGCAAACUAAGCCAGUUUAUACUGGACCAGCAUCUUCUAUUUGAUAAAGGAUUUAUGCUGCAAUUUCAUACGUCAUUUCCGCAAAGAUUGCGUGAAAUGUGCGUAGAACGUAACCUGUUCGCUGACGUCACUUUUGACUUGGACGACGGGAUACAUUUGGCGCACCGCGCGGCACUCAUGGCCCGAUGUGAUCCAAUGAAGGCUAUGUUCCAAGGACAUUUCAGGGAGAGUACAUCCAGAGUGAUCUCAUUCCCCGGCGUUAAAAUGUACGCGUUCCAAAUCCUCCUCUGCUACAUAUACUCUGACAAGAUACCGUCAGUGGAGCCGACUCGGUGCCUCGAACUAUUGGAACUGGCUAAUCGUCUCUGUAUGAACCGCCUCGUUAACCUCAUAGAAGCCAGGGUCAUUGAGCAUCUGCAGCAUCAAGACAGGGUCUGCGGCGAAGAGGAUCAAGUAGUGGAGAUAUGCUUGUCCUUGUUGGAGCCUGUUAAGUUGCACAAUGCGCACAGUCUGGCUGAGUGGUGUACAUGGAGGCUGUGCGGUGCGUACGACCGCGUGUGUCGCGCGCGACAUCUCAGUCAGUCCUCGAGGGAAUAUUUAGCAGAUAACCGCUGGCCACCUGUCUGGUAUGUGAAGGAAUAUGACUACUAUCAGAAAUGUCUGAACGAGCAGUCCAAAGAACAGAAAGAAAUCAGACCAACAACAUCGCUUCAAGCGAAUCAGCAGACUGGUUGCCUUUGUUUUACCAGUAAAGUACGUCGUGAAAGCGCGGAGGCGGGCGUGCUGCCGGACGCGAGCACGGCGCUGUGCCGCAGCGAGCCGCAACCCAACCCGCCGCUCUGACGUACGCCUUUCUGGAGGUCUCUCCGUUUCGCGGUUCUCGUGCCGGUGUCGAUGUGCUUCAUGAGUACGAUACUGACCAUUCUGUUGCUGUUCCACGUCUACACAUAACUCUCUAACACAUCACAUAGUGACACUCACAUAGAUCGCACUUGAUUUAUAUAUGAAAUUGUGACAGUGUU
Messenger RNA from Papilio machaon (common yellow swallowtail), 2645 nucleotides. RefSeq names its product rho-related BTB domain-containing protein 1 (gene RhoBTB). Gene Ontology annotation, biological process: small GTPase-mediated signal transduction. The transcript is spliced from 21 exons. Bases 268 to 2466 code for a protein of 732 amino acids. NCBI's taxonomy places the organism in Eukaryota, Metazoa, Arthropoda, Insecta, Lepidoptera, Papilionidae. Gene Ontology annotation, molecular function: protein binding; GTPase activity; GTP binding. The record is from RefSeq and is a predicted model, not a curated record.